AUGGAUGUCAUCUUUGAACCCACAAAAGGCAAAUCGUUCUCCAUGGAAGUGGGUUUCUUCGACACCAUUGGAGAGAUCAAAGAGAAGAUAGAAAAGUAUGAGGGCAUCCCUGCUGCCAACCAAACCCUAAUCUUCAACCAUCAAGUCCUCGAAGACGAUCGCGACGUCGGCUUCUGUGAGAUCCUCGAGAACUCCCGCGUAAACCUCAUCGUAGAGCCCGCAGAAUCAGAAAAACCCGCGCAGAAGAACGUCCAUGAGCAAUCCCUACCCGGGAAAAUCCAACUCCACCUCAGGACAGGCAACUCCAAGGUCAGGAUAUCCCUGGACAUGGACAUGGACAUGGAUGCCAACAUCGGACGGUUGAAAGAGAAGAUCAGCCAGAGUGAAGGCGUGUCGUUCAACCGGCUGGUGGUUCAUGCAGGGGGUGCAGAGUUACAGGACCACCAAACCCUAUGGGACUGCAAGCUUGGGGAUGGUUCGGAGAUCGAGGUGGGGGUCCGGGCGCCGACUAGGCCAGGGCCGGCGGUGAACGGGUCGAAGAAGCUGAGGGUGGUGGUGGUGACGCGGUGCGGGACGAGGCGGAUUCCGGUGGAGGUGAAUCCAUGGCAGAAUGUGGGGGUGAUAAGGAAGAUGCUGGAGAGGCAGCAGGAGCCAUUGCAGUUUAAGCUUCCUGAAGAAGGGUAUUUCUUUAUACACAAGCAGAGUGUGAUGGAUGAUGAUCAGUCCUUCAGGUGGCACCAAGUUGAGCAAGGUGAUAUCAUUGAGAUCUUCAAUGGAAGGGUCACUACUGGCCCUGGAUUCUAA
This is a messenger RNA of Malania oleifera, 804 nucleotides long. RefSeq names its product ubiquitin domain-containing protein 7SL RNA1-like. Gene Ontology annotation, biological process: proteasome-mediated ubiquitin-dependent protein catabolic process. NCBI's taxonomy places the organism in Eukaryota, Viridiplantae, Streptophyta, Magnoliopsida, Santalales, Ximeniaceae. Gene Ontology annotation, cellular component: cytosol; nucleoplasm. Bases 1 to 804 code for a protein of 267 amino acids. The transcript has a single exon. Gene Ontology annotation, molecular function: ubiquitin binding; polyubiquitin modification-dependent protein binding; proteasome binding. The record is from RefSeq and is a predicted model, not a curated record.